UAUAAUCUUUACAGAGAAAUGGACGAAGCGAGUGAGAAAGAUAAAGAAUUGAAGAAAAAGAAUGUUUCUCCCUCGGUUUCUCCCGAGGGUUCUUCUCUAGUUUCCCAAGUUACCAAUAAUGAACGACAAUGUAAUUUCUGGAAUAUACUAGAAAGGGAUAGCGGAGCAUACAUAUCCCCAACUAUUAAAAACAUUAUGCGUUUAAAUAACAUGGACAAUCCUCUUUCAUUUCGGAACAUUACGGAAGAUGUAUUAAAAGAAAUCGAAAUCUUUGCUCAAACUGUGAUGAUAUCUUUUAUCGAACCCAACUCCAAUAUGAGGGACUAUUUCGGAAUAUUUCACAACAUGCCUGAAAAAUUUCGUUUUAUGAUUGGAGACAGACAUCUAAUCUUGGAGCUGGUUAAAAUGGUUAAACAAGCACCGAAGGAUUAUUGGAAGUUACCAUCGACAGACUGCGAAGAAUUUGGAGAACCGUCUUGUAAAAAACGAGCACUUUCUAAACCCGAAGACAAGCACAUUUUAAAAUCCGAGAAAAAAUCUGAACUACAUGAAAAGAAGAAUCCUAAUAUCAGGGAAGAAAUUAAUAAAUUAACAAAGCUUGUUAAAUCUUUCAGUCAAGACGAAAAUCUAAAUAAAAAAUUGCGUAACUUGUUGAAAGGAUACGUACAGAUCGAAGUUUCAAUUAAGGAAAUUUAUGAUGGAGAAACUUACCCUCAAGGAUUUACAUAUGUUGCUGGAAUUACUUGUCCAUCGUGUUUAUUUGUGACCAAUAUCACAAAAUGUGGAACAACAAAAGGUAAAAGUUCCAGAUGUAUAAUUUCCAACUUUAAAAGACACAUUUUCCAACACCAGAAAUCUACUGAACUUACUGAAAAGCGAGACAAAUCCUCAAGUAAUGUUCUUCACUUGCUGCAAGCGUCCGCCAAAUCACCCGCUCUUCAAAAGGAAACAAACUACGAUUCUAACAGCAAUGUAAUUGGAGAUGUAAUUGCUGAAUACACCAUAGUGGAUGAUGAGUUGCUGCUUUCAGAAGUUUCUCCAAAGGAACCUGAAGCCUCAACUUCAACAUCGCAGUCAACUGUCAUCAAAAAAGGAUAAUAUACAAGAUGGAACGGCGACGGG
This is a messenger RNA of Temnothorax curvispinosus, 1122 nucleotides long. RefSeq lists its product as uncharacterized. The record is from RefSeq and is a predicted model, not a curated record. The coding region runs from base 19 to 1098 and encodes 359 amino acids. NCBI's taxonomy places the organism in Eukaryota, Metazoa, Arthropoda, Insecta, Hymenoptera, Formicidae. The transcript has 2 exons.